AUGCCACCGCAACGGGACGAUCCUUCGGUGGCUCCACUGGACGACGAUGGUUUGUUGGGACAGGAAACGGCACACAUUCGGGGAACGGACGUGCACGUUCCUACGGCGGCAGCGACCUUUACCAGCUUUCUCCGUAGCUUUCAAUCGUUACAGAUCUCCCAACGUGUGCAGGAGCGAGCCGCGAGGGUAGAGGCCGACGACGACGAUUCCGUUGGGGACGAAGUGGACGUCGACGGGGACGAUCCGCCACCGUUGUACCGUACGCGACUCGAAUCGCUCCUCACUCGCGGUGUCACCCAGGGAUCGACUACCACCAGUCUCGAUAUUGAUGCCAUGCAUCUGUACUACCACAACGCAGCCUGUCAGCGACUCUAUCAUCAGAUUGUGGCCUAUCCGAUGGAGCUGGUCCCCCUCAUGGACUUGUGCGUCCAGCGCGAACUAGAGCACCUCGCCAACACGCUACCCGACGUUGUGGAUCCGGACACUCUGCCGCGGGCGCAGGUUCGACCUUUCAACCUCAAGCUCGUCUCCAACCUGCGGUGUCUCGAUCCCGUCGCUAUGGAUACGCUCCUUUCCGUCAAGGGCAUGAUUGUGCGCUCGUCGCCCAUCAUUCCGGAUCUCAAAAUUGCCCACUUUGGUUGUUGCGUCUGCGGACAUGUUGUACAGGUAGCCAUUGAUCGCGGCAAGAUUGCCGAACCUACCGCACGCUGUCCCCAGUGCAACACCGCCGCAUCCUACCAGCUGGUACACAAUCGCUGCGUCUUUGCCGACAAGCAGCUCGUGCGGUUGCAGGAAACGCCCGACGAGGUGCCGGCCGGACAAACACCCGCAUCCGUUACCUGCUUCAGUUUCGAUGAUCUCGUCGAUGCCGUGCAACCCGGUGAUAAGGUCGAAGUCACCGGUGUGCUCCGCGCCCAACCACUCCGCGUACACCCCAAAAUAUCCAAACUCAAGACCGUUUACAAAACGUACCUGGACGUCAUUCAUUUCCGGACCAUUGCUGGUAUAGAUAACGACCAGACCAAGCACGAUUUGGCCGCCACGGCGGGACACCAGUCCAACCGUUCUCGGUGGUCCGACGAUCGUGUCCGACAGCUACGAACGCUCGCCCGGGACCCACUAAUAUACGAAAAACUGACCGCCUCCCUCGCACCGUCCAUCUGGGAACUCGACAACGUCAAGAAGGGCAUUCUCUGUAUGCUCUUUGGGGGCAACCACGGUACCGGCGCUACCUCCAAACUCAACAAACGUGGUGACGUGAACAUUCUGUUGUGCGGCGAUCCCGGAACCUCCAAGUCCCAAUUACUCUCCUACGUACAUAAAUUGACCACCCGGGGGGUCUACACCUCUGGUAAGGGCUCUUCCGCGGUUGGUUUGACGGCGUCGGUCGUGCGCGAUCCGGAAACCCGGGAUUUGGUGCUCGAAAGCGGAGCACUCGUGCUUAGCGAUCAGGGUAUUUGUUGCAUUGACGAAUUUGACAAAAUGACCGACACGACACGCAGUGUACUACACGAAGCCAUGGAACAACAGACGGUGUCGAUCGCCAAGGCGGGAAUCCUGGCCACGUUACACGCCCGGACCAGUGUACUGGCGUCCGCGAAUCCCACGGAAUCGCGGUACAAUCCCAACCGCUCGGUGGUGGACAACAUUCAGUUACCACCCACGCUUUUGUCACGGUUUGAUUUGAUCUAUUUGAUUCUGGAUAGUCCAAACAUGGAACAGGACCGUCGACUGGCCCAGCACUUGGUCGGACUGUACUACGAGACUCCCAACGUUGUCCAACCUCCGUUGGACCAGGCUUUAUUACGUGACUACAUUGCGUACGCUCGCGACAACAUCCACCCCGAAAUUUCCGACGAGGCCGCCGACGAGUUGGUAUCGAGUUAUUUGACCAUGAGGAAUCCGCCCGGUGGUGGGGCCGCGGCAGCAGGUACCCGCACCAUUUCCGCCACACCCCGGCAACUCGAGUCGCUGAUUCGGCUUUCCGAAGGCCUUGCCAAAAUGCGCUACAGUAGUAUCGUGUCCCGGGCCGAUACGUUGGAAGCGGUACGACUCAUGAAGGUCGCGACACAAGCGGCGGCCACGGAUCCGCGAACGGGACGUAUCGACAUGGACAUGAUUACGACGGGAAAGUCGUCGGCCGAUCGACAACUCGAAGAACAAAUUACCUUGACGCUACAAGAACUGUUCGCGGAACGUCGGGGGACCCGCAUGGCGGUUCGUGAUGUCACCAAGCAGCUCGCGGAAAUCACCAACGCAACGAUUCCGCAUGACGAAGUAGUCAAAGCCCUGCGUCAAAUGGAAGCGGACGGCGUGAUCCAGUACCAAGAGAGGGCGCAAACUAUUUUUGUUCGUACCGGAAUUGUGCGAUCGUGA
Molecule: messenger RNA, 2376 nt
Organism: Phaeodactylum tricornutum CCAP 1055/1
Lineage: Eukaryota; Bacillariophyta; Bacillariophyceae; Surirellales; Neidiaceae
Gene: MCM4
Exons: 2
Coding region: 1-2376 (791 amino acids)
Biological process (GO): DNA strand elongation involved in DNA replication; mitotic DNA replication initiation; DNA replication
Cellular component (GO): MCM complex; nucleus
Molecular function (GO): single-stranded DNA helicase activity; ATP binding; single-stranded DNA binding
Source: RefSeq, a predicted model, not a curated record